AUAAUUUCUUCUAACGUAAUGCUGAUAUAAUAAUAAAAAUCUAAUUGGAUUAUCUUAUUCAAAACAUUUUACAUGCUGCAACUACUUUUUUUAUAUAUAAUGCAAUUUAGAAUGAUCUCAAAGUUUUUCUCACCUGUUUCUGUUGACAUUUUUAGUCAGAUUUUGGUGUGUUGUAAAUCCAAAAUUUGGUGAAUAUAUGCAAUUUUAGAUUUAUCACAAGUCACCACAUAAACAAUUUUGAGGUGCAGUACUACAACAAAAAUUUCUGAAAAUCUGUAAGGAGAAUUUGGUUAGUUAGUUUUUUCUAAACCAUGUUCAGCAUCUUAGAUUGAGAAGUGACACCUCGAAGGUCGCACAGUAUCCAGGGACAAGUGUUCGCUAUGUACUGGUGUUUAAAUUAAAUCUAACAUGUCAGACGAAGAAAAUUGGACCAUCGAAUGUAGUGAUGAAGAAAUAGAUCAGGCUUUCGAAGAAGAUGCUUCUGGAAAUUGCAUGCCCAAGAGCAUAGACGCCAUAAUCAAGGCAUGUGAGUCGGUGGCUCGAGCGCGAGCCAACGAGCCCGUACUAACAUGGAAAAGCAAAUACGGACGACGACCGCCUACUCCUCAGUCCCUCUCAGACUCUCCAUCAGAGGACGAAGAAGUAUCUAACACACACGUGGACACCUCAGGAUUUGACUUCUCUGACGACUCAUCAGCUGUGCGUCUUGCCCCACGCCGCACGCCGGGGUCGGCUACGCUCAAAGGCAGCGCUAAGAAGAAGACGACGAGCUUCGAGAACAUCUUGGCCAGCGUGCGCAGACAGAAGAAGCUUGAAGCCACCGAGAAGACUUCGUCCAGGUUCAAGAAAUGAGCUUUCUUCUAGCUCAAGCAAGUGUUAGUUAGUGUUCAAACCUUUUAGUUUUAUAAUCAACGACUUGUUUUUUUGUCGUUUCCGAGACAUGAGGAGACACGGUUAAUCGAAAAGCUGUUGAGAACUUUGAAAAGGCAAUUUUUUUCAUUUGUAACGCGAUUUAUUUUCUCUAUCCUCAAUUUUUUUCAACCUCCUUACCAUGAACAGAUCUUAUAUUGGAGCAUAGACAUCCUAAGCCUCUGUAAAUUUUGUAAUACGAUAUUUCAGAAGAAAGUAACGACCACUGUUCAACAUAUAUUGCUGUAUUAAUACCAUUACAAUGUAAUACUGUCCUAUUAUCUUUUAUAGUGACGAGAAUGCUAUCGUAGAGGCAUGAAAACAUUCAUCAAUUAAUACAAACUACUAUCGGGAAAAGCAGCAAUAGAGAAACGUGAACUAACUAUUGAGAAUUCGAGAAUGUAGGAGGAUAUGGAUGAAGUGAAAGUAUAGAGAGGAAUUCUAUGUUAAUGAAGAGAUCGGAAUACUAAGCUUUUAGCAUACUAAUUAUAAGACUCAUCUUCUUCGUUGGCAAUAUAUUAGAGUAAAAUAUGUAACAAUAAGCCAUCACAUUGACUAAAAGACUGAACUUAACACUGGACGUUAGAAGCUGGCGCGGGUAUAUUUUUUUAGCAAUUUCAUUACUGCUACACAUCAGUCGGUAAGUACACUUGACCGGGGAAAUAUUUGAAAGGCCCUAGAUAAGUAAACAUUGGUUUAAGAU
This is a messenger RNA of Hyalella azteca, 1612 nucleotides long. It is a transcript of the gene Pa1, whose product is annotated as PAXIP1-associated glutamate-rich protein 1-like. The transcript is spliced from 4 exons. The record is from RefSeq and is a predicted model, not a curated record. The coding region runs from base 409 to 852 and encodes 147 amino acids. Lineage: Eukaryota; Metazoa; Arthropoda; Malacostraca; Amphipoda; Hyalellidae.